Messenger RNA from Camponotus floridanus (Florida carpenter ant), 3712 nucleotides. RefSeq lists its product as uncharacterized. The transcript is spliced from 8 exons. Bases 325 to 3600 code for a protein of 1091 amino acids. The record is from RefSeq and is a predicted model, not a curated record. Lineage: Eukaryota; Metazoa; Arthropoda; Insecta; Hymenoptera; Formicidae.
UUUAAAAGUCGUAUGUAACCGUAAAUUGUAUUCGCGCGAGUCGUGUUGCCGGUACAUAAAAUAUUGUGUAAUACAUAAAUUGUACAAUAAUCACAGAGAAUAUUGUCCUUUACGCUGUAAUGUUCGAACACUUGGCUGCGAGGGGUAGCCUGAGAUACUAAUCGCGAGUAGAAUAUGAAGAUACAUGAUGAUACGUUUUAUUCAGUAGCCUCGAUACAUUUGAAUUGGCAUACACAGAUCUUUUUUUAAUCAUCUUUACGACAUUGUAAACACCAGGGGUAAACACUUAAACGGUCGAAAAGGACGAAUCGGAGAGAGAGGAGAAUGUGUGAUUUGAUAGAUUUAAAUAGUCCGGACGCAAAGAGAUCCUUGGGCCCAUCGAAACUGGCAUCGCCUCUGAUACCGGUGCCCAAAAAUGUCGAAUCCAGUGAUGAAACAAAUUUGUUGGUGAUAACAGAAAAACAAAGUGAGAGCGAAGGUAACAAUCCAUUUGAUAGGGUGUUGCACGAGACCGUUGAAUAUGUCAGCAAGAAGGGUGAUCCCUUUGAGAUGAUGCUACAACGAGCUCUAAAGUCUAAGAAGCAAAGAAACACAGACUUGAGAACGCAAUCUGUGACCUUUGCGGAUGACUUUACUCCAAAAUCUAAAAAGAGACACUUCAAGAUGAUAAACAAGACGUUGGAUGGAUCUUUCUUUGAAGAUAAAUUAAAUAUGUAUAAUGGAAACGAGAAAGUGGAAAUAAAGAAAGAAAUUGAUAGUCUUGAUGUGAGAAACACUGAUGUCUGUGAUAAUGUGACGGUUAAACUUUUAUGUUGUAAAGAUAAUGAUGAAAAUAUUUGUGUAUCUAAACAAAAUGCUAAAAUAGUUGUUACCAGUGCAGAGUCACUGGAGUCAUCAAUUUUAAAUCAGUCUGCAAUGAAUGACGCGUUAUUAGAAACAGUUUCCAAGUCUAAAAAAGAUAAUGAUGAAUUAUUUCUAGAGAAAGAUAUACUGCUUAAAGAAUUUGCUCUUCCAAAUGACAAUAUUAAAUCGCGUUCAUUGUCACAAGGAGCUGGAAGGUCACCAACAAUAUUAUCAUGUUUAAAUAGGAGAUCGCAUUCUGUAACAGAUAAUAAGAAAAUAUCACAAUACGAUUAUAGCAAUAUCCCAUCUGUCCUAGAAAAAGGUUUUUUGGAGAGCAAAUACAAUGAACAAUCUAUAUUUUCCACCUUAUCAAAUGUCUCAUCUAUAACAAAAUUAAGUUCUGUUUCAUCAUCAGUAUUUUCAAUUGAUACUAUGAAUCAUGCUUUCUUGGAUAAUAAUUCAUUAAAAGAGAGUCAAGAAAAGAUAAAUACAACUGAAAAUACUAUGGAAAUGAAAUCAAAACAGUAUGACUUAUCGGAUCUAGCAGACAAACUAGACAAAUUAAAAUGUACUAUGAAUGCAAUAAAUAGUACCUUGAGUAAAAUAGAAGAUAAAUCUAAUAUUAUGAAAGAAAAAAAUGAACAAAUCACAGAUGACAAAUUGAUAGAUGUUGAGGUGUUUUUACCAGAAAAUUCCAGUAAAGAAUAUAAUAAAAGCUCAAAUUCUACUGCUUCUUUGGAUUCUGUAUUUACUGAUACUAAUAAGGUCAAGAAGUCAAUAAUAGAUGAGGCCAAAAUGCUUUCAAAGACUUUUGAGGAAUUAGCAUUAAGAACAGAUUCUGAAUCUAGUGUUGAUGAUUUAAUUUCAAAUAAUACUCUGUGGAUGUCAGAAUUAUUACCAGCAUUUGAAGAUGAUCUUAUAGUAGAUAAUUUAAUUGAAUUACCUACUUCAUCAGAAGAAAACUCGAGAAUCAUUAAAAACACUGAUAAGGAGCAGUCUCUAAGUAACGAUAAUGUAGAUGAGAAUUCUCUAAAGCAAAUUGAGUCACAAUUCACUGACUGUGUAAAGCAGACAGUUGUAACAUCAUUAUUGACAGAUCUCAGAAAAUUAAUUAAAGCAGAAAAUAAUCCAGAAGUCGAUAAAUUACUUGAUAAUUUGGAGAAUGCCUUAGGUUCUAAUUGUAAAAAUAAUACAGAAUUAUUAGUAACUUGUCUCAAUAUAUCAAAUGAGUUACAAAGCCCUCAGAAAAUAUCAUCUGAUAUCGAAAAAUCUAAAGUUACAAAUACAGAUAAGAGUGAAGAAGAAAGCGAAAAAAUAUCAUUCAAAGAAGAGAGCUGCAAUACUGAAACGUUAUCAGAUGGAAAUUGUAAAUUGGAAAAUACAUCACAGACUACAACUAUCAGCAGCGAUAAUUUGUCAGUUAAACCUUCAUCUUAUAAAGAUAAUGAUGAAAAUAAUCUGAAUAUUACAAAUUCAAUUAAAGAAGCAGAUAUAAAUCAUGGUAAAGAUAAUCAGCCAGAUGAAAAACUAGCAGUAGAAUUGCUAAUGAAUCUUGGAAAGCUGUUGAGCGGUCAAGUCGAGGAUGCUACGACAAUGCAGUUACUUAAAUGUAUAGGAAAAGCUUUAAAUGUUGCAUCAAAUAAUUAUAAAAUCGAAAAUGAGACACAAUUGGACAAUAAUAAAAUGCAUAAUAUUCAACAGAUUACACCAAUAAAGGCUUCAAAAUCUGAUCAUGACACACAUUCAUCUACACUUUCAACAAAAGUGAAGCAUAGACGAAGCUAUGAGAAAAAUCCUAAACUACUCGAGAAGACGGCCAGAAGAAGUAUAUCUGCGAUUCAAUUGUCGCCUAAAAAUAUGCAAAUACGUAAAUAUAGAAGUGCAUCCGAAUUUGAAAGUCGCAAGAAACGUUUUUCAAGUGAUCCUGGAUUAGUUGGUAAUUUUGCAAAUCAAAAAAAUAUGAUUCCAGAGGCAUGUAACAUGGAAAAUGCAGAGAUACAGCCUGCCAUUGAGAAAAAGGAGAAAUCUAUUGCUAUAAGCGAUGUUAAAAAUAAGUUAAAGAAAAGAACAAAUAUAAUCAAUAAGAGAGGUCCUAUGAAAGCGGUGCAUCCUGUAGACAAUAUGCAGAAAGGAGCAUUACUCGGAAAACAAACUAUAUCAUCUCAAACUAUUACACCACCUAAAUCCGAUAAAACUACUCCUUCCGGUAAAAUAAUCAGCAGCACUCCUAAUUCAUUGGACAAUAAAUAUAACAUGGCUAAGAAAUCUGCGAGAUCCAAGCCGAUGGCUUCAUCAACUCCGGAUGGUCAAAACAGCAAGGCUUCAAGUGCGCAAUUGACGUCCGCUAAUAAAAAACGUAACUUUUCUUGUGAUAUUUCGCCAGUGACUGCAUAUAUCAACACAAGUGGCAGUGAUGAGCGGAAAGACAUUAGUCCCAAAAGAUCGAAACUGCCAACUCCGAAGAAAUGUACAACACCUAAAAUGGACGCGUUUGGUAUUCCAAAGUUUUUAACACCACCAAAACACAAUUCAUCGUUCAAUGUAAACUAUCAGCGUUCUCCACAACGUUUAAAUAGAAGUUUAAUAGAACGUCGGCGAUAUUCUCCUGUCUAUCAGAAAAAGAGUGCCGAAAAAGCACAACAAAGCCCGUUGAAAGAAAAUAGAAUCACUGCAAAAGUGAAGCCGUUUAAUUUGAUUUCUAAACUUAAACAGCACAGUACCAGCAGUUGCAUCGACAAGGAAAACAAUUAUACUUAGAAUGUGAUACAAUGUGAAAAUUGAAAACGAUUAUAUUUUCCCUGUAAUGAUAUUAAUCAGAGAUUCCUAGAGAAAUCAUGGUUAAAAAAGAUGCAGUUUUUUUUCGUAUAUA